AUGGAUUUCUUCAGCUUCAGUUAUUCCGAACCGCAAACGCCGACGAGGACUCCGGCUUCCUUCGACUCCUUCCCGAAACUCGAGUCCAGCUUCUUCGAUCCCCGAGUGACCUGGGAUACCUCCGACCCGUAUGCCUCCAGUCCGGAGCUGCAUCGUACACCCCAGAGGUUCGGCCUCAAUUCAGCCGGGAAGGGACAGGCAAGUCAUGGGGAGAGCCACCGGGGGAGAGAGCAGAGGACGGAGCAGACCGACACCGCGAGGCGGAUCAGGGCAGUGAGGUCAAACCAGAAUACGAGCGACGACUACCCUCCGAUGGGCUCGGCCAAGUCGGCGGCGUCGAUGCAAACACCUCCUCCGACCAGUGCGUCAAGGCGAAAGAUCCCCGAGUUCGACGAGCUGGAUACAGGGGCCAUGGGGCAUUUGGAAACCCCAAGUCGCCUUCUGGGAGCGUCUCCUCGCCUGUUUGGCAAUCUACAGUCCUCCCCCGACUUGUUCCAGCUGGCUGCCUUGGAUCCCGCGGGCUCUCCUUUCUUUCCACAGCAACGGUUGUUCUGGGAUCACGACCUGGACAACGCCGGAGAAGUUCCUUUGCCCAGCAAUGGUGCCUUUGAUGCUCGUCAGAUGUCCGACUCACACCGCAUUCCUCAGCUACCAACCAUCGACAGCUCAAUCGAUCUCCCCGAGUUUAGGAACGGGUAUGGGAUUUCCGCCGCACCACCCACCGAUGCUGCUCUUUUCCCAGCACCCUUUUCGACUUCUCCCCGGGUUCCGGUUACCAAGGCAGAGGAUCCAGCUUUAUUCCUGAGCUCUCCCGCCCGGCGGUUUGGGGGUCCGCAUCUCACGCCGCAGACGAGAUCUUUGCGUGGUAUUCGGCAGCCGUACCACCACCAGGCGGAAGAGUCGAAACGGGAGGAGCUUCUUCGUGCUCAGGUACCGACCGGACAACGAUCUGCAUCGUUUGUUGGGUUGAGCGAAAGCGAGGAAGAAGAUGACGACUUAACCCCGAGGGGCACACGACCGGUGCUGACCCGCAGUGUAACUCACUCUGCUCUCACUAGCUCCCACCGGCCACUCAGUCAAGCUGGGGGUAUGAUGGCAUCCACAAGCGGGAUCCGCAAGAGUCCCUCCAAGGGGCGUUCGUCCCCCGCGAAAGGGAUGCGUCCUGCCCGCUUGGCUCGGGCCAACUCGGUUGCCACGGGCUUGCCCACGCGUUCCUCGUCUGUGGUGCUUCGUGUUGGCCGGGAUGGUCGUGCAAAGGCGGAGAUGGAGCCUGUCGAUGAAGGUCCCACUGGUUUGACCGAUCCCCUGACUGGAAUGGAUCUAGACGGGUCUACAACCGAGAGUGAAGUCGAUCCGGCUGAGUACUCAGACUACCCAGUCCUGCAUCGUGCCCAGUCUUCCUUUUCUAUCUUUGACCUCAGUCGACGUCCACUUUCCCGCAGUGAUUCCGACUCUCGGCCUCCUUCAAAGGGUUCUUAUGCUUCCACUAUCGGCUCUUCCCACUCGGGUCGAAUGUCACCUUGGGCUGGCUCUUCCAGAGCAGCUGGGCGAGGGAACUGUCGUGGAUCUCCUGAUAUCAAGCGGACCCCUAAGCGACACUCUUCCUUACUUCACUCUGACUCGAGCUAUACUCGCGGCAGUGCGGCAUCCGACUCGUUUCCCGGAGAGGAAGACGAUAGUGGUGAUGCCACACAUGCACUUCGACAGGUUCUCAAAGACCGUGGCCGGGGACCUCGACCUUCUUUGAAUACCUUUAACAAUCGGCUCUCCCGAUCAUCCCACACCUUUACUCACCUCCGAUCAUCCCCUCCCCGCCUCGGCAGCGACUUCGAUAUCAACCCCCGACACAAUGCCUCUCCUACCACCCUGACCGACCCUGAUCUUGCCACACCCAGCACAGAUCGUUACAGUAAUCCAAGCAAUGGUACACGGUGUGUCUGCCGCUCGAUGGAUAACGGGGGCCAUCUCAUGAUUCAAUGUGAAUCAUGCACCCACUGGCUACACACCAGAUGUGUCGGAUUAGAGCGAGCUAAUCUGCCCUCUGUAUACGUCUGCAUCUUUUGUGCCCAAACACCAUCAAGACAGAACCGUGUUCGAACCUCUUACGUGCCCACGGGAAAUGCCCCUCCCUCUCCUUUGGCCCACAAGUCCUACCGUCUCCGGUAA
Molecule: messenger RNA, 2166 nt
Organism: Penicillium nucicola
Lineage: Eukaryota; Fungi; Ascomycota; Eurotiomycetes; Eurotiales; Aspergillaceae
Product: PHD finger domain protein
Exons: 2
Coding region: 1-2166 (721 amino acids)
Source: RefSeq, a predicted model, not a curated record